Messenger RNA from Lynx canadensis (Canada lynx), 492 nucleotides. Its product is annotated as peptidyl-prolyl cis-trans isomerase A-like. The record is from RefSeq and is a predicted model, not a curated record. Lineage: Eukaryota; Metazoa; Chordata; Mammalia; Carnivora; Felidae. Gene Ontology annotation, molecular function: peptidyl-prolyl cis-trans isomerase activity. Gene Ontology annotation, biological process: protein peptidyl-prolyl isomerization.
AUGGUCAACUCCACCGUGUUCUUUGACAUCACCAGGAAUUGCAAGCCCUUGGGCCACAUCUCCUUCAAGCUGUUUGCAGACAAAGAUCCAAAGAGUGCAGAGAACUUUUGUGCUCUGAGCACUGGGAAGAAAGGAUUUGGUUAUAAAGUUUCCUACUUUCACAGGAUUAUUCGAUUUAUGUGCCAGGGUAGUGACUUCACAUGCCAUAAUGGCACUAGCGGUAAGUCCAUUUAUGGGGAGAAACUGGAUGAUGAAAAUUUCAUCUUGAAGCACACGGGUCCUGGCAUCUUGUUCAUGGCAAAUGCUGGACAUAACAUAAAUGGUUUCCAGUUUUUCCUCUGCACUUCUGAGACUGAGUGGUUGGAUAGCAAUCAUGUGGUCUUUUGCAAGGUCAAAGAGAGCAUGAAUAUUAUGGAAGCCAUGGAGCAAUUUAUGUCCAGGAAUUGCAAGACCAGCAAGAAGAUCGCCAUUGCUUACUAUGCACAGAUCUAA